AUGCCAACUCUGUUCCUCCAUUUCUUCCUGUUCUUAAUCACCACCAGUCUUACUAACCUCAUUCCCACAGUAUACAGCAACUGUAUUGAAGCCCAUAAACAAUCGUUGCUCCAUUUCAAGGAAAGUCUUCAAUUUGAUUCCUCUUCAUCUACCAAGCUUAUGACAUGGAAUUCGAGUACGGACUGCUGUUCUUGGCUCGGUGUAACUUGCAGCAGUAACGGGUGUGUUGUCGGACUUGACCUCAGCAGGGAGUCUAUCUCAUGCAGCAUUGACAGUUCAAGCAGUCUCUUCCAACUUCAAAAUCUUCAGAGCCUCAAUUUGGCGUACAACGACUUCAAUGGUUCUUCAAUUCCAUCUGCAAUCGGAAGGCUUGCAGACUUGAGGUAUCUGAAUUUAACCUCUGCUUAUUUUUCUGGGCAGAUUCCCUUUGAGGUUGCACGCUUAACAAGGCUGGUAACUCUUGAUUUCUCUAAAAGUGGUAAACCGUUGCUAGUUGAGAACCCGAAUCUAAGAAUGCUAUUUCAGAAUUUCACAGAGCUUGUAGAGCUAUAUCUUUAUUCAUCAGUGGACUUAUCAACACAGGGGAGUGACUGGUGCGAAGCCAUAUCUUCUUCACUGCCACAUCUGAGGGUGUUGAGCUUGUCUGGCUGUAGUAUUCGAGGCCCUCUAUGUGAGUCCCUAGCAAACCUUCAAUAUUUGUACGAGAUUGACUUGUCAUAUAACUCCUUCAAUUCUCCGGUUCCAGGAGUCUUUGCCAAUCUUUCAAACUUGACUUACCUGAGUCUUUCUAGUUCUAAGUUACUUGGAACAUUUCCCAAAGAGAUCUUUCAGAUACCUUCCAUACAAACGAUUGACCUGUCCUAUAAUGAUGAUCUUCAUGGUUCCUUUCCAGAAUUUCCAAACAAUGGCUCUCUUCGAUCCUUAAUUGUAGAUUCGACGAGUUUUUCAGGUGACCUACCCAACUCUAUUGGAAAUCUGAAAGCGAUUUCAACCAUAUCUCUUUCACGUUGCAGUUUUACUGGAUUCCUCCCCAAGUCGAUUGAAAACCUCACACAAUUGGUUGACCUGGACAUUGCAUGGAACAGGUUCAGUAGUCCUAUCAGUUCUAUUCACUGGGAAAACCUUGUUAAUCUGGAAAGCCUCCACUUGAGCUACAAUCAACUUUAUGGGACUAUUCCUUCAUCUGUUGUUUCUCUUCCCAAGUUGAGAUUCCUUACACUAUCCCACAAUCGGUUUUCUGGUCAAGUCCCUGAUGUUUCCAAUACUUCUUCUUACUUACUUGACACCCUUGAUUUGGAAAACAACAAUUUGGAAGGACAAAUACCAACAACCAUCUUUAAUCUUCAAGGGCUUGCAAUUCUGCGUCUUUCUUCAAACAACUUCAGUGGCUUCCCUUUCAAUUUUCUUCAUCAUCAGCCCAUAAAUCUUAUGUUUGUUGAUCUUUUCAACAAUAGCUUGUUGUUCAAUAACCAUAGUUCCAAUUCGUCCUCCCUUCAGAUUAAGACCUUGGUUUUGGCUUCUAACAAGUUGAGAGCAUUCCCUGGUUUCUUAAGAGACCAAAUCACACUUGAUAUUUCGAGUUUGAACCUUUCAGGAAACCAGAUUCAAGGCGAGAUACCUAAUUGGAUUUUCAGUCUCAAAUCUCUCACUUCUCUUGAUCUUUCUUGCAACUCCUUGGUGACUCUAGAAGCUCCUCUUCCUAAUUCUACAUCUGCUUUAUCUUCUCUGGACCUUCAUUCCAAUAAGCUUGUGGAUAUCCCUUCCUCAUACUCAUUCCUUCAGCUUGACUCUUUGGUAUUAGCUUCUAACAAGUUGAAAACAUUCCCAGACUUCUUGAGAAAUCAGUCCACAUUAUACACUUUGGACCUAUCAGACAACCAGAUUCAAGGACAGAUACCCAAUUGGAUUUGGAGCACCGGUACCAGUUUUUCUCAAGCACGAAAUCUUUCAUGUAACUCCUUGGAUAGUCUUGAAGCUCCUGAUCCACCUAAUUCUACUUAUAUUGUGUUAUUGCUUGAUCUUCACUCAAACCUGCUUCAGGGACAGAUACCCUUGUUCUUGAGUGGUCAUUAUAUGGAUUAUUCGAGAAAUAAUUUCAACUCUAGCAUACCAAAUGAAAUUGGAGAUUUCAUUUAUGCUAGAUCUUACCUUUCCCUUUCAAGCAGUAACUUACAUGGGCACAUUCCAAAAUCAAUAUGCAAUGCAAGUGGUUUAGUUCUUGAUCUGUCUAAUAAUUCUUUGAGUGGAAACAUUCCCCAAUGUUUAACUGAAGACAUUCCCCUUCAAUCGAGGGUUGAGAGCAGAAACAAGCUUGAUCAAGCAGUUUUCCAUACAGUCAUGGAUUUGAGCAGAAACAAGCUUACUGGAUCCAUCCCAGAUAAUUUUCAGAAAGCUUGUAGAUUAGAGACUCUUGACCUCAGCAGAAAUCAGAUACAAGGACAGUUUCCGAAAUCACUCAUCAACUGCUCAAGUUUAGUGGCUUUGAACCUUGGAAACAAUUUCAUAACAGAUACUUUCCCAUGCGUUUUGAUGAACAUAUCCACCUUGGGUGUCCUCGUUUUGCGAUCCAACAAGUUUCAUGGAAGCAUUGGAUGUCCAAACACCAAUGACACAUGGUCUGUGCUUCAAGUAAUAGAUUUGGCACACAACAGUUUCAGUGGUGAAAUGGCUGGAAGAAUGUUUCUGAAAUGUCAAGCUAUGGUGUCUAAUAAGGAUUCUUCUCCAACUAAUCUUGAAUAUCCUUUUCAGUCGAGCGCCUAUAGAUUCGACCUUCCCGACUCUUUUUAUAGAGAUGCAAUUACAGCUAUCAUCAAAGGUUUGGAGUUUCAUUUGGUAAAGAUUUCGAAUAUAUUCACCUUGGUCGACUUCUCCUCCAACAAAUUCAGCGGAUCGAUACCUGAGGAAAUCGGAGAGUUGAAAUCACUCUAUGUUCUCAACUUAUCCAAUAAUGCUUUCACAGGGAGAAUCCCAUCAUCAUUUGGUCAGAUGCAACAAUUGGAGUCCUUAGAUCUCUCAAGCAACCAACUGAGUGGCACAAUUCCACAACAGAUGGCAAAACUCAGUUUCCUUGCUGUCUUGGAUCUCUCAAAUAAUCAACUGGUUGGGAGAAUCCCCACCGGUACUCAGUUUUCUACAUUUCCACGUACCUCAUUCGAAGGUAACAAAGGAUUAUGGGGGCCUCCCUUGACAACUGAUGCAUUGUUGCCGCCACCAACUUCAAAUGGAAGCUCGACUCCUCCGAGUUCUGGAAAUGAGAUUGACUGGAAUAUUAUCUCUGCUGAAAUUGGAUUUACAUGUGGGUUUGGACUUGCGGUUGGGUCACUUUUGUUUUGCAAAAGAUGGAGGAAAUGGUAUUACAGAGCUAUGCGUAGUGUUCUUUUCAAGAUAUUUCCUCCGCUGGAGCAGAGGUUUGGUAUUCAUAGAAGACAUGUUUACAUAAACACAAGGCAUUGA
Molecule: messenger RNA, 3453 nt
Organism: Fragaria vesca subsp. vesca
Lineage: Eukaryota; Viridiplantae; Streptophyta; Magnoliopsida; Rosales; Rosaceae
Product: receptor-like protein 12-like
Exons: 1
Coding region: 1-3453 (1150 amino acids)
Molecular function (GO): protein binding
Source: RefSeq, a predicted model, not a curated record